AUGCCGAUUUUUUUUUCAAAUCGAAAUCGAACUACAACGCCUAGAGUCAAUAAUCGUGGUAAAAAGCCGGAAAAUUUGAAGAAAAAUCAGUCGAAAGCAGCCGGAGAUGCUAAAAAGAUCCCUAACGAAUGGGAUUCCAACGCCUUCAGUAGAUUCUACUUCUUCGAUGUUCGCCAACGAAGGGAUACCGGAUCGAACGGAGAAGCCGAGGAUUUGGGACCACAACAAAUGGAAAUCGACAAGUACACACACAGACAUGCCAUCAAUUUCGCCGGGAAAUCGUUGGAAUGGGCGAAGGAGACUUCCAAAAAGCGGAAAGUUCUAGAACCAACUCUAGACGCUCAGCUUGCUCCGAGCAGAUGCAUUUUUAAAUUUGACGCCACUCAAAGCAUUCGUGCCUACUAUCGUGUAGUUUCUGAGCACGAAGACAAGUAUGUUCUGAUGGCAUGUCAUACGAAUCUACAUGGAUUCCAUCGAGGAGACCUUCGAUUUGUUGAAGUCAACGCUAGAACAGUUACAGACGGAUUUGAGAAGUUCAGCAUUGUUGGAAAACUGUUCCUUGGAGAUAUUUUGGCUGUCACGAAGCUCUCAAAGAUGUCCAAAAAGCCACUGGACCCACCGAAGGCUCUGAAAAUGAAUCCGGACUCGACGAUGAUUUGGGAAGUGGCGGAAAUGAGAAUUUUAGAGAGAAAAUUGGUUCAUCGAACCGUUUUUGCUUUCAUGAAGUGUGGCUCGGCGAUUGUGAAAGGCAAAAACGAAGCGGCGGCCGUUCUAUUGAAUGACAAUUCUCCCAUCGAUUUGGAGAGUCUUUACACUGGAUCUGCCUUCAUUCCAACGAAACUGGCCUCCAGAAUCAGUUACGACUACAAAAAGGAGGUCAAAUCGAAGCUUCUCGAGUACUCCUCUCGGUUUUCUUCCUGUCCAAAUGCUCUUGCAACCAUUUAUAAGUAUGAGCUAUCUCCGGAACUCACUCAAAAAUUCAACAUUAGAAAAGACGCAUUCAAGCAAUCUACAGAUUCCGAAGAAAUCACCGAAUUGUGCACCCAAAUGGGACAAUCCGCUGUUUUGACCCUAUCCGACGGUCGAGCCGACAGUCGAAUGUUUCCAAUGCUAAAUCCAGUCAAAGAGGAGGAAGGCGUCAAAUUCUCAAUCUCAAAUCCAUUGAAAUAUCCAACAGAAGGACUAUGGAACUGUAGUAAUAGAGUUAGAUUCGAGGGAAUGUGUGGAAAAAUUGAUGCGACUAUCGAGACGGUGAUUCCAGAAGAGAACGUUCUAAAGAUCUAUGCUCGUGUCUCAAAAGAAUCUCUCAGACGUCUGAAUUUUCGAGAAGGAACGUUUGUAGUUUAUCAACGAGAGGCUCGAGAAGCGACCAUGUUGGAAGAUGGAUACCUUCGGAAACUGCAUUCUUCUCGAAAGGGACGUCAAAUCAUUGAGGCAUUGUAUGGAGGAGUUUCGUUGAAGAGAGAUUUAUCGAUUUUAGGUAACAACAGUCAUAGAAACAAACUAAUUACCCCAAAGUUCAUUUUUCCAGGUCCAGCACCCCAUUGCAUCUUUCCAAGUGACCCUCCAACUUCUCUAAACGAAUUCCAAAACCAGUAUGUCUCCAUGAUGACGUCAUCUUAUUAUCCAAUGCUUCUUGGAAGCUCCCCAUUUGGCUGUGGAAAGUCAAUGACAAUUGUGAUGGCUGCUAUUGAGAAAUGUAAACGCCAUGAAUCCAGUCAGCAGUUUCUUAUCACUGAAAGCAACUAUGCAAGUGUUAACUUGAUUGAUAUCGCUCGGAAAGUCAAAAAAUCCAAAAUGAAAAUUAUGAGAUAUGUCACCGAAUCGAAUUGGAAAGAGCUCCCAGAGCACUGUCGUACCGAAUACGAUCUUCCUGUGCUUAUGAGCGCAAUUUUCAAACAAUUGGCUCAUGGAGAGAUUGGAAAUCGAGAGUCUACAAGCAUCACUGAGAAAAUGAUCAUUCUGGCGUAUCUCAUUUCGAAAAAAGAGUUUAUGGAGGACCUGCUGAGUAGCCCAUUGAAAACUUUCCACAGUAACUACAAAAGUGACGUCGAGGACUACCCAAUCCAACGUCGUAAUCGAGAAGCCUUUGAGAUUCUGCUCAGGUUCUACAAGCCAAAUGUCAUAGUAAUCACUGCAGACACUUUGCAAUCUAUGAUGAAUUGUUCUGUCUAUUUCAAUGUUGUAAUGAUUCAAAUCGAUGAAGCAUGCCAACUUCCGGAAUGCACAUUGAUCAGUCUCCUCCGAUUGUUCCCGAACGCCAAUUAUGGAUUAAUUGGAGAUAUCAAACAGUUGCCACCAUAUUGUGAGGACGAGUUGAAGGGAAAACUCAAGGAGUACGGUAUCGGAAACACAAUGGAACGAGCGAUUGAAGAGAAGAUGUUUCCAGAGGCUAUCCUUCGAUACGUCUACCGCUGUCAUCCGAAAAUCACCGAACUCCUGAGUGAACUCUUCUACGAUGGAAAUCUGAUUUCUGGAGUUGAAGAGAUACAGAGAAACGAAUUCAUGAGAAGACGUCAGGACUUUUGGCCGAAUCCACAUUAUCCAAUUAUUGUGGUUCACAAUCGAGAUAAGGCUUAUAAAAUUGGAACUUCUUGUGGAAAUCGAACUGAGAAAAUCUUGGCGAAACAAAUUGUGAAAGAAUUGUUGAAAGAGGAAAAUGGAUACCAAUUAAAGCCAUCGGAUAUUGGUGUCAUUUCUUUUUAUGCUGGACAAACUUCAGCUGAAACCCUAAAAUUCUGUUUCCCAGUUCUGUCCGACUCAUUCCGUGGCACUGGUGUCAAUUGUGGAACCGUCGACGCAUUCCAAGGAUCCGAACGAGAAGUCAUCAUCCUUUGCUGUACAAAUGAACGAAUUUCUGAGUUCAUGCAGCUGAGCAAUCGAUUGAAUGUUGCAAUGUCCAGAGCCCGCCAAGCAACGAUUAUCAUUGGAAAUUCAAUCGGAUUGAGUGAAGCCAAGUAUUGGAGUCAGAUUGUCAAAAAAGUUGAGGAGAAUGGCGGUGUUGUGGACACGACCAAGUGCCCCUUCCACGUAGAACCAGAAGCACUGUUGAAAUCCAACAAGAAGAAAAGCGAAGAAUCCGAGAAAAUCGAAGAAAUAGGAGACGACAAAACUGGUGAAAUUGAGGAAAAGCGAAAUUCUGUUAGACAAGGAAGAGAUAGCAAUCAGAAGGAUUCUUCAUCAAAACCUAGUGAUGCUCGAACUUCGGAUUCCAAACCAAUCGAUCAUCUGAAGAAUUCUCGAAAUCAGAUUCAGAAUAAGGCUCAAAACUCGGAAAAAGCAGACGAAAAUGUUCCGAAGACUCAAAACGCAUCAAGAAAACGGAAUAGAGGAGGCCACAGAGGACGUCAAAAAAGCCAGAAAUCCGACGGAGAUGGCUUAAAGAAGCUAUCAGGAGAACUGGGAGCAAUGAAACUGAAACAGGAGACUGUAGCAGAGGGGCAGGUUGAAAAACCUCCGAUCGAUGAUGCAAAUAGGCUACGUGGAGCUAUGAGAAAAAGGGAUGGAGCUAGAAGAAAUACUGUCAAAGAUAAUAAAAAUGGUACGCAAAAUGAAACGGUACUAUUUUUUGACCUAGAAAUUUCAAAAUUGAUUCAUUUACAGACGGAAGCGGGUCCAGUUGUUGCCAAGCCAGAAAUCAAUCCAAAAAAGAGAAGAUAUUGGAGAUUUUCGAAUAAAAACGACGGAGAGAUCAAAAAGAAGACCUCCGAUUAA
Molecule: messenger RNA, 3714 nt
Organism: Caenorhabditis briggsae
Lineage: Eukaryota; Metazoa; Nematoda; Chromadorea; Rhabditida; Rhabditidae
Exons: 8
Coding region: 1-3714 (1237 amino acids)
Molecular function (GO): 5'-3' DNA helicase activity
Source: RefSeq, a predicted model, not a curated record